Molecule: messenger RNA, 1125 nt
Organism: Fusarium subglutinans
Lineage: Eukaryota; Fungi; Ascomycota; Sordariomycetes; Hypocreales; Nectriaceae
Exons: 6
Coding region: 1-1125 (374 amino acids)
Source: RefSeq, a predicted model, not a curated record
AUGUCUUCUCCUCAUCACACGCAGGCGUAUCUUGACGCUGAUAAAGGUCCGACUAUUCUUGGGCUAGUCAUCGCCGUCUCUAUCCUGAGUACAAUCUUUGUGGCUGGUCGCGUGUACACUCGAAAGAGGAUCAUAGGGGCAUUGCACCUUGAUGACUGGUUCACAAUCAUUGCAGUGAUCUUCGAAUGGUGCCAAGUCGGUGUUACAGUUGUGGCUGUUAAGAACGGUAAUGGCAGACACUUCGAUCUUCUAAAUGUGACACAACAGCAGAAUGUCAUUCUAUACACCAUAUUGGGGUUCCCAUUUGGCGUCAUGGCCUUUGGGUUUCCCAAGCUCGCCGUCGUCGCGCUCAUUACACGACUUAUGAACCCCGGACGGUUACACAAGAUAUUUCUUUGGGUGCUGGCUGGAUGUUGCAUGAUGGGUUUGCUUGGGUGUAUCAUCAUUCUCUUUGCUCAAUGCUCGCCUGUCGAGUCUCAAUGGACAUUCUCGAUCACUGAUAAGAAGUGUUGGAGUCCUUAUGUUCUUGUCAACUUUGCCAUUUUUGCCGGCGCUUUGUCUGCAUUUACGGACUUGUAUCUUGCUGUGUAUCCCGCCGUGGUUCUGUUCCAUCUACAAAUGAACAAACGAAAGAAGAUUGCCUUGUCCUUUGCAUUGGGCAUCGGUUCAAUCGCUACUAUCGUAGCCAUUUACAAAUGCACCCGCCUGCCAUCACUCGCCAGUAAAGACUUCUCUUAUGAGACCUCUGACCUUGUGAUCUGGACUGUCAUCGAAGCGAGCACCAUCAUCAUCGCCUGCUGCAUCCCAGUCCUCCAACCCCUCGUAGACGCCCUCUUAGGUCGCCGAGCCUUCGGAUCCUCCCCUGGAUACAAGAACUACAACUCCUCCGGAUACCAAAACUACGGCAACUCCCGAACCGGCCCAAACAUUGAGCUUAGCGACAGUAGGAAACUGCGAAGCGAUGACCGAGGGAAUAUGACAAACGUAAAGUAUCUUGGGUCUGGGGCCGCGGAGCUUGACUCACAGGAAAGCAUAUUACGGCACGAUGGGACGAAGACGACGGACGCCCAUUCGGCGGAUGCUCACUCUGUCAAUGCACCGACUGAAGGUGAAGUUCCUCGAUAA